AUGAUCAUGACGGCUGCCCACGCAUUCCGCUUGGUGCUCGUCACUUCACUGUGUUCCUUUGACUUCUUCCGCAGGGAGCUCGUCAACGUCGAGUUCAGUGACUUGACGAAUUACAUGGCAGAGCUCAAGUUGAGUCAGAGGUCUGAGGAGAUGCCUGGUCUCAGGUCAGGCCUGAAGCGCGAGGAUGACGUAAAAUGGCCGGACAGUCAGCUUCUGGCUUCUUCAGUGCUCCUGUCAAACUCUUUCAGAGUUGAAUGCUGCAAGACUGCAGCAGAGCAAGGUUCACCCAGCUGCGGGAUUGCGAAGCACCACUUCCGAGCGGAGCGAUUGAUGGAGCAGCAUGACCCCCAGAGACACAUGCAUGUCUGGAAUCAAUCACAAGAAGAAGUGGAGAUCUUCUUUGACUCAGGACCUUUUGCAGGAAUCCGUGCAUCUAGACGAGACAUCCACGUGAAAUACACGAGGAGGACCCUUUUUGUGCGGCUACGAGGCCGUGUCCUCUGCAACAUCGCGCUGGCCGGCGAGGUUGAUCCUCAAGGCUGCUGCUGGACUUUCGACCGUGAUCGGUACUCCUUGCAGGUAACACUGUGCAAGUCCAGUGCGACGGUGUGGAGCGAAUUGGUCGGACCGCAGGCAGCCAAGGCCGAUCAGUGCUUUCGUGGAUGCUGGCGAAAGGACGUGGAACAGCAUGUUGAAGAACCGCAACCAUGCUGCUGCUGA
This is a messenger RNA of Symbiodinium natans, 720 nucleotides long. NCBI's taxonomy places the organism in Eukaryota, Dinophyceae, Suessiales, Symbiodiniaceae. The record is from the annotation of a GenBank genome assembly.